Molecule: messenger RNA, 2585 nt
Organism: Nematostella vectensis (starlet sea anemone)
Lineage: Eukaryota; Metazoa; Cnidaria; Anthozoa; Actiniaria; Edwardsiidae
Product: anaphase-promoting complex subunit 5
Exons: 21
Coding region: 247-2538 (763 amino acids)
Biological process (GO): anaphase-promoting complex-dependent catabolic process; positive regulation of mitotic metaphase/anaphase transition; protein K11-linked ubiquitination
Cellular component (GO): anaphase-promoting complex
Molecular function (GO): protein binding
Source: RefSeq, a predicted model, not a curated record
UAGAUUGAGGCUGUUCCAAGGGCGCCAUCUUUGAAUAUACAAUUUUGAGAUGCACAACAUUUAGGACGAAGUUUGGAUUUCGCAUUAAUUUUUUUAGUUCCUCAGAGAUUCUCCUCCUUUCUAUCAAGUGUGCUACAAGCUUUUAUAACUGCAAAUGUAGUACAAAGUACCGCUACGUCGAAAAGAGUUUGAAACUUAUAUUGAAGAACCAGAGAAAAGUCUCCUAGAUCUCUAGUCUUUGAGGUCAUGACGGGACGAACGAAGAACGAAUGGAUUUCACCACACAAACUGGCGCUUCUUACGCUAGUGCGGGAGUUGUGUACGUCCUCUCCUGAAAACUGUGUGACAAGAAGUUGUCAUAGCUUAUCUUUUUUGAUGAUUGACCUACUGCAAGCUCCUGACAUGGGCAUCACAGAACUCUGUCACCAACUGGGACAAAUUGACAAGGAGCUGCCGUCACUCUUAGUGAACAGACUAGAACAAGUGUAUGAGAAUGGCUCAUCUGGGGUGGUGGAAUUCUUUAAGGCUAUUGAUGAACUGUGCGCUGAUGACAAUGCUAUAUAUAAGGAAAGUCUAUUUGGUCUCUUUGCUCGGAGAGUGGGGCUGCUGUACCAUCGAAUGACCUUCAGUCAGAUUGCUCACUUCUUCACUUUGUUUGAGAGAUACAUGUCUAGUGCUAAGCCUGAUGUUGACUGUAUGGACGAAAGCCUGGAGUGUACUGAAAAUGAGAUGCACAUGGAAGAUAAACAAGAUCACAAAAGUGAUUUCAUGUCCUUUAUUAGCUCAUCAAGCAGACAAGCUGAGUUCUUCCUCUCAAGUCAGGCCUCAGCCAUUCAAAGUAAUGAAUCACAGGCAUUGCCCCCACAAGAACUUCAAAGCAAAAUUUCCCAGCUGCAGAGAGCAUCCAACGAUAUCCCAGAGACUCACUACUUGAGCUACCUGAACUGCCUGCGAGUUGGAGAAUACAAGCAAACUGUUGACAGCCUGCAUCAAUACUUUGACCAGCAACAGGGGAAUAAAGCCAGCUCCAAGCCGGCUAUAGAGGGUGCAGAGGUUAUGGAGGAGAAGGGACAGAGCUUUAGAUAUGCUGCCAUGAACCUUGCGGCCUUACACAGCAGACUGGGACACAGAAAAGAAGCCUUGCUAGCCCUACAGGAAGCCAUCAACAUGGCACAGGAGAAAGAUGACCAUGUCUGCUUGGAGCACUGUCUGCUAUUGCUGUAUCACCUUGAACAAGAAGGCAGUACACAAGCUUCAGAACUUCUUGAUAGAUCUGUAACCAGGGCGAAAGAACUCAAACUACCGUACAUGACAUCUCUUAGCAUGUUGACCCAGACUCUGCAUGAUGUGCAUGUGGGAAUGCCGCCCCCAAAAGUAUUGCAGGUGCUGUCUACCAUCAGUACCAUCAACUCUCAAAACUCGCUACAAGAUCUUACAGAAACCACAUUUGCCACAAGGGCUGCAGUCUGGCAACUGUAUGGUAAAAGCCGUAUGUCCAGUGUGUUCAGUCAAAUGGUGCUUUACCGCAAUGCGCCCACAUGCAGUCACACCAGCGGUACCACACACAAGCCUUCAGACACACAAGUCAGCAGUCUAACUGGUCAGCAGUCUGACAUGCAAGAUGGUGAAGCACGGUGUUUAUCGUUGUGUAACCUGGCCAAGGUCUAUGCAGAUCAGGGCCUGUAUGACGAGUCUCAAGAAAUCAUUCAAUUCUGCAAACAGAACUUUCCAAAGCCUACAAAUCUUUCAAAGAUAUGGAUGGUGACUGAGGCGAUCAUUUCUCACGACGCCGCAGUCAUUCAAGGCAAUCAAGACAAGGCACAGGAAGCUGCCAAACAAAUAGCAGGCCUGGACACCCAGCAAGCCAGAUACAGAACUGCUGUGAACAUGCUGCUCGAGGGGCGCUUCUCUGAGGCGCACACUCUGCUACUCAGCAUUCAAGAGAAGUGCAGUAAGAUGGUCAGUCUGAACGAAGGGAAAUACUCAGCAGCAGAGCUACACUUACACGUACUCUUAGCACUAGCGCAGCUGUAUAUCUUAUCGGGGAAUCCUCUCUCUGCCCUGACCCAUUUAAUCGACUGCUUGACGCUCGCGGGUGCUCAUUACCAGACCGAGUCUGCUGCGCGCGCUUCGCUUCUCAUCGCUCAGUUACAGCUGCUUUUGGGAUUGCCAGGCAAAGCGUUAGAACUUGUCAAGUCCAACAUGGUACAGAUACUCGCACACGGCUCACUGUAUACGCAAAGCUGUGCCUUGUUUCUUCUCGUCAAGUGCGAAGUUGCUGCACAUUCGCCUGAAGGAGCCAAUGAGAAGAGAAAAUCUACGUUGUUGUCCGCGCUGCCCACUCUAGCUCGCGCGCUCGAGGGAUUCAGGAAACUGCGAGCGAUGCAGAGGAUCUGCGACUUACUUUACUACCAGGCACGAAUCUAUAAUGAGCUUGGUUACCAAGAAGAACGCAAUCACUACAGCGCGGAGUGUUGUAAAUUGCUACAGGACCCGCUGGUCAAGAAUACCGCAGGCCGCUCUUUCUGUUGCUUGUAAAUGGUGCAAUGGAUAUAAUAUUUUACCAAUAAAAGAUAGAAGUGAUG